CAAAAUCACGAAGCCCUUGCGCCGGCAAAGAGACAAAUUUUCACUUCUCGGCAGUUCUCGGGCUUUCUUCCAAGUCAGCCAAGCUCAUUUUUGUGUUUAAGAGAAAGUCACAAAAUUUGUUCACCUGCUGGAAUUAUUUUCCAAUAUUUCUUGCUGGUAUAAUCAACUGGACCAGGUAAUGAAUAUAUUUAAAGACAUGGAGGCUAAUGGAAAAGAAAGCACACAACCUAAGAAGCCCUGCAGGGCAUGUUACGAUUUUAAAUCUUGGACAAAAAUGCAACAAAAUGAGCUAGGAAAUAAAUCGACCCCUUCAUCGAAUGAAAACCAAAACCCCCACCCUUCUGCUGGAUGUCCUCUAGACAAAGAUGAACUGGGUCGAAAUACAUGGGGAUUCCUUCAUACGAUGGCCGCCUAUUUUCCCGAUACUCCGACUGCAAGGGAGCAAAAGCAAAUGACUUAUUUUAUGAAGUUAUUCUCAAAGUAUUAUCCAUGCGAUCAUUGUGCAGAGGAUUUUAGAAGAUCGAUUAGGGAAUCCCCACCGGAAACAACGACGAGAUGGGGCUUUUCUCAGUGGUUAUGUCGAAUGCACAACCAAGUAAAUAAAAAACUUGGAAAGGAAGAAUUCGAUUGUAAUCUAGUCGAUCAAAGGUGGAAAGAUGGAUGGGAUGAUGGAAGUUGUGGAUAAUGACGAAAUACGAGGAAUAUAGUGAGAUAUGGCUAUUAUUUUUGUUACCCGUUCCAUUAUUAAUUAGAUGACGAAAUAGAUGCUUAAAAAUUUAUCAUGAAUUCUAAACUGUAUAUUUCAUGAUUGGACCAAUUAUUUGUCAGGAUAAGAUCAAUGAUUAGUAUAAAAAAAACCCAUAGCCGACUAAUUUUAUUAUUUCUUUGCGUGAAUAUUAUGUGACGAAUGUACUUGAUGUGUGACAUGUCCCUUUCCCUUUUCAUCCUUCUCCUUUGACGUUGCUUUGUUAAAUGCCAUCAAGGUGUGAGAUAAAUUUUUUACUUGUGCCCCAUGAGUAUUCACAGCCCCAAAGGCCAAUCGUGGAUUGAAGCUAGCCGCAACUGUGCUUCGUCGGGAUCGUUCUGCUCGAAUGCUGGACGCCUGUAAAAUUCCGCGAACCUGGUCAGAACCAACUAGUCCUUUAGUGCUCAGUUGAUGGUGUGUUUCCACCACUUGAUAGUCCUCAGGUUCGGUCAUGCUGUAGAAUAGACAAUUUGUAGAAUUUAUAUUAGAAUAGACUUAUGUAGUUCAUUUUGUGUUUCAACUUACUCGAGGAGCGAGUACUUUAUGACGAUUCCCUUGUCCUCAAACUUCAUAACGGCAAAGUGUAAACAAGCUGCAAACAUCUUGAGGAAGAAGACGGCAGACAGGGCAAACAUGAAUCCUACGGUUGUAUAUAAUCUGGCUGUGAGGUGUACAUUAAAUGGAAGGGCACAGCUUCCUAGAUACUUUUUCUUCGUCUACGAAAAGUAGAAAUCUAGUUAAAUUUUUACCAAAUAUUCACCGAUUUUAAAUAAUACCUUUUCGUCUACACAAUACUUGUCUACGUCAUCGACGUAAUUCUUCCAGUCAUAAUAACCUCGAGGUCCGCAGCAUUUAAACUAGAAAGUCGAGUGCUUUUAAGCACCUUCAGCAUGAAUUAUGUUUAUAUUUUAUUCAUACCUUCGAUUGCAUUUUAAUCAUCCAACUCCUAGAUCCUUCUAGCUUCAUUGAAUUCGAAGUGAAAUUACACUCCGACGCGUACGUUUUUCUAUCAAUGGAAUCAAGGGGUAAAAGUUUGCUUCGAUUGACAGAGGAACUCCGAGCUUUUAAUUCUAUAGCAUUUCGAACUCGGGCGCUGAAACCUUUCAUCUCUUCCAUUGCCUUUUUAUCAUACAUCCAUUUAUUUGGGUGGAGUUUCUUAUCCGUAGAAAUUAUGCCAGGUCUGCAGAGAAAAUAAAAAUUAGUUCUUAGAUUUAAAAAAUUUGUUAAUUAAAUAUUUGUUUUACCCGUGAGAUUCCUCCAGCUCUGCCUUUUUUUUGUCUUCCUCAAACUUCUCCUCCUCCAUGAGCUAGUAUUUAAUUCAGAUGAUUAAUGGGCUUAAUCAAUGUGAGCGAUAAAUUUGUAAAUAGGUAUGAAAUUUUGAAUCACCUGGGCAUGGACCUGUUAUGCGAAAUACACAUUAGUAUUCGUUAACUAACUAUAAUUAAUGGUACUACUAUAGGACUACUACUCACUUACUCUUGCGCAUGUUGGUUUCGUGCUCCAAGCGUACUGCCAAGCUAAUUUUGAUGGAGUUAAUUAAUUAAUUAUUGGCUUACUUGACUUAUGUAUAGCAUCACGAUUUUGCUCUAUAAUAAUAAUUCAUACCAAGCUCCUUCGUUUCGGAGGGAUUGUAAAUUUCUGUAUAUCUUUCUUUAUUCUGAAUGUAAUCGAGCCGAUCCUUAUACAAAUGGUUAACUCCAGCCCCGUCGUACCACAUGACCAUUGAGAAGAGUAAAUUGCAUCCGAUAAGUCCGAAAAAAUCACCAUCUUCCAGUUUCACUUUAUUUUUGACGUGGUAGACGAAGAUUGCGCAAACUGUUUGCCAAUAAGUUAAAAAAAAUUGACGUGAUACUUUUACGAUACACAAUUAUCAGUAUGAAAUGUAAAUAACUUACAAAGAAGACCGAUAAAUGGACAUUGCAAGUUGUACGAGUUAUACGCAAGCAGUUCAUUUACUGGCUCAUACUGGAUGAAGAGCUCAGGGUUGAAUAAAAUUGUGGCAGCAUAGCAAAGAUAUCCGAUUUCCAAAAACUGUACAAUUAUGAAAUAAUGAAAUGUCAGCAAAUGUUUUAUAUGUUUGAUGUCAGUAGAUCUUACGGCACAUAAUCCAAAUAUGACGUAGGAGAAGAUGGCGUAAUGUUUUAAAAAUUUUGGGAGCUUUUUCGCCCCUUCUGUUUCCGUACGUCGUCGAAGUUUCGGCGGAGGUUCUUCUUCUUCCGGAACAAUAAUUUUGACGGAAACGUGGUCAUUAAAUUGUGUUUCCAUUUUGUUGUAAAUAAAAACGAUGCCCACUUUUCAUAAUUUUGGUGUUAUGAUAUUAUGUAGAUUUAAAACCAUCCAGUAAGCCAUACUGACUGAUUGUUAUGUGUUGUCAAUGCAAUUGUGGAAAUAAAAUUUUUAAUUAAAA
Messenger RNA from Folsomia candida, 3152 nucleotides. RefSeq names its product FAD-linked sulfhydryl oxidase ALR (gene Alr). Lineage: Eukaryota; Metazoa; Arthropoda; Collembola; Entomobryomorpha; Isotomidae. Gene Ontology annotation, cellular component: mitochondrion. Gene Ontology annotation, molecular function: flavin-dependent sulfhydryl oxidase activity; flavin adenine dinucleotide binding. The record is from RefSeq and is a predicted model, not a curated record. The transcript has 4 exons. The coding region runs from base 179 to 685 and encodes 168 amino acids.